Messenger RNA from Mustela erminea (ermine), 1113 nucleotides. Its product is annotated as olfactory receptor 1509. The transcript has a single exon. Gene Ontology annotation, molecular function: olfactory receptor activity; G protein-coupled receptor activity. NCBI's taxonomy places the organism in Eukaryota, Metazoa, Chordata, Mammalia, Carnivora, Mustelidae. Gene Ontology annotation, biological process: G protein-coupled receptor signaling pathway. The coding region runs from base 85 to 1011 and encodes 308 amino acids. Gene Ontology annotation, cellular component: membrane. The record is from RefSeq and is a predicted model, not a curated record.
CGAGUUCUAGUCUUGUAAUAUUAAAGCUAAAUUAGCUUUCAUGGUUUUUUUCCUUCCCUACAAGGUCCUUUAGAAACUCGUUGGAUGGAUGCUCUAAAUCAAACAAGAGUGACUGAAUUUGUCUUCUUGGGACUCACUGAGAACUGGGUGCUGGAGAUACUACUUUUUGUGACAUUCUCCAUUGCAUAUGUACUAACCCUUUUGGGGAACGCUCUCAUCAUAGUUACUAUAGUUUUUACUCUGCAUCUUCAUACCCCCAUGUACUUCUUCCUGAGCAAUCUGUCCUUUAUUGACCUCUGCCACUCGUCCGUCACGGUGCCCAAGAUGCUAGAGGGCUUGCUUUUGGAGAGAAAGACGAUUUCCUUUGAUAAUUGCAUUGCACAGCUCUUCUUUCUACAUCUGUUUGCUUGUGCUGAGAUCUUUCUACUGACCAUAAUGGCUUAUGAUCGUUACGUAGCCAUCUGUGCUCCGCUGCACUAUUCCAGUGUGAUGAACAUCAGGGUCUGUGUACAGCUUGUCUUUGCUCUCUGGUUGGGGGGUACUGUUCACUCUCUGGUGCAGACCUUCCUGACCACUCGACUACCUUACUGCGGCCCCAACAUUAUUGAUAGCUACUUCUGCGAUGUGCCACCUGUCAUCAAGCUGGCGUGUACAGAUACAUACCUCACAGGAAUGCUCAUUGUGUCUAAUAGUGGAACCAUCUCCCUCACCUGUUUCCUGGCUUUGGUUACCUCUUACAUAGUCAUCCUGGUUUCUCUUAGAAAACAGUCAGCUGAAGGACGCCGGAAAGCCCUGUCUACCUGCUCAGCCCACUUCAUGGUGGUUGCCUUCUUCUUUGGACCGUGUAUCUUUCUCUACACUCGGCCAGACAGCAGCUUCUCUGUGGACAAGGUGGUAUCUGUCUUCUACACGGUGGUCACCCCUUUGCUAAAUCCCCUCAUUUACACCUUGAGGAAUGAGGAGGUAAAAAAUGCCAUCAAACAUCUCAGACAGAAACAGGUUUUUUCAUGAAGUCAGGUACAUGAUUGAUUCGGAAUCACAAGUGUAAUUAUGGCCAUAUACUUAACGAGUCCGUAGAAGUAAAAAACAAAGUCAGUAGGUAGAAUGGCACUG